Molecule: messenger RNA, 1751 nt
Organism: Mytilus californianus (California mussel)
Lineage: Eukaryota; Metazoa; Mollusca; Bivalvia; Mytilida; Mytilidae
Product: calmodulin-A-like
Exons: 5
Coding region: 195-671 (158 amino acids)
Molecular function (GO): enzyme regulator activity; calcium ion binding
Source: RefSeq, a predicted model, not a curated record
ACAUCGGGUGUAUUAAUGGAAAAUUAUAUUUGCGUGAACUGUUUGUGUAAGAGAGCGGAGAGUGGUCUUUGAAACUGUCCCUAAGCGCCAUCUAUAAUUAAUGUUGGUAAACGUGUCGCAUUAAUAUAUAACUGUCGAUCCUGAAUUAACUCGUCCCAUUAUUGUUAAUCCGGAUAGGAACUUGAUCUGUUAAAAUGUCUGAAUUACAACUCUCAGAAGAACAGGUUGCAGAAUUUAAGGAAGCGUUUAGCUUGUUUGAUAAAGACGGUGAUGGGUGUAUUACAACGAAGGAACUAGGAACUGUAAUGAGGUCACUAGGUCAAAACCCUACAGAAACAGAACUACAAGACAUGAUUAAUGAGGUGGAUGCAGACGGAAAUGGGACAAUAGAUUUUUCUGAAUUUUUAACAAUGAUGGCUCGAAAAAUGAAGGAGACUGAUUCUGAAGAUGAACUUAGGGAAGCUUUUAAAGUGUUUGAUAAGGAUGGCAAUGGAUAUAUAAGUGCCUCUGAGUUACGUCACGUUAUGCGCAAUCUUGGUGAAAAACUGACUGAUCAAGAGGUUGACGAAAUGAUUGAAGAAGCUGACAUCGAUGGAGACGGCCAGGUUAAUUACGAAGAGUUUGUUUCAAUGAUGAUGGGAGAAAAACAUCAACAACAGAGUAAUAAAUGAAAGCGGAAACGGAAGACGUCAUUUUUCUACUGCUGAUAGUUAUAGUUUUGAAAUCGAAUUGCACACUGAAUAGGAAACAGUUUUAGUUAGAUUUACAACACAAUUGAGACGAGUUUCUAUAUUAAUUACAUUGAUUCAUGCAAAAUACGUGCCAGACUAUUCUGUUAGAUAUAUUCUAAGUCAACUAGUUUUAGUUAACAUGCAGGGCACUAAUGUAAAAGGAAAUUCAUUGUAUAUUUUUAAAUGAAAGCCAGGAUGUACAUGGCUACAAAUAUGUCAUGUGAAAUUGAAUUGAAAAGGCAUUCAUUUGUAUAACUUAUUUUAAAUUGUAUGACACGAUAAUUCCAUUUCUAAUGAUCAUUCUAGCAAAAAAAAAAUUAUUUGGCAAAGACGUCCGUGAUUCUCAUAUUUUUUAAACUUGAUAACAUCAACAUUAACUGUUUUUCCUUUUUUGUAUUGACUUAUAUUUCGGAAGCGGUUCUUGAGUAGCCAUCAAAAUUUAAAGUUAUGUUGUAAAAGUGGUGUUCUGUUAAGUGAAAAUGGCUGUUAUCUGUUUUGUAUUCUAUUUUCUAUUGCGCGCUAGUAUGGUCUAGUCAGUUAAAGUUCUAUAAAUUUGUAAAAUAAAUUAUUAAAAUUCUUGAUUUGGUUAUUUUGCAGUGUUUCAUGAUAUUUAUCUAUGCGUUAUACGUGACAAUUAGUUUCAUAAUGUUUCGCUCUUGCUUUAAUUUUUUUUUUUUUUUUUUUGAUUUAGGGUCUUUUUUUGUAUAUAAAUCAAUAGUACUUUAUUUGGCAAUUAGAUAGCUGUUCUGAUCAGGAAACAAUACAUUCCAAUGUACAGAAUAGUUUGUGCAAUACUACUAUAGAGACCCAAUGGUCAACUAUUAAGAAAAAGAUGAGAUGUUCAAUCAUCUGCCAAAUAAUGAAAAUCUAGAAUUCGAAUAAAUUAUCUUUGAAGAUUUAUAGAAUUGAAAUGAACUUACGUAGAUACAUGUAUUUGAACACAUAUUUUACAUAUAAUAUCAUCUUCAUUUUGUAUAAUCCAUUCAAUAACAUUGAAUAAAGAAAAGAUUUUAAACCCUA